GAAGAAAUAGCUUGAGUAUGUGGUGGGAAACAAUCUUUCAUAAGCCCUCCUGCUGAAAUCUUCAUAAAGUAUAAUGUCAAUGUGUUUCCUGUCUCCUCCCUCGGUCAAACUGUUGCUCAUAAGGAGGGGGGGCGUCAGGGGUGAGGGGUGAGGGCCUCUUAAAAUUCUUUCACUUCUUCAUCCAGCAGCUCAGUAGUUUUCUGUUCAUGACUUCAGUCGUGCGGUGUGAAUAUGUGUUCACUGGGUUUCGCCCGGUCUUUGGGUUUUGCUCUUGUACCUUUGGCCAUCUGCUGUAUUGUGGGUAAUGUCCUGCUCUUCUUCCCUGAUGCACAGGUGAUUUAUGUAAAGGAGAAUCAUGUGACUUCAUAUGUGUGGUACUUUAUGGGAAUCGGAGGAGGCGGUUUGGCUAUGUUGAUUCCAGCCUUUGUGUUUUUGGGAAUGGGUAAAUGUGCAAAAAGCUGCGGGACAGAGAGCUGUGCGAUGUGUGGUUCGGUGAUAGCAGCUCUUGUCGGAUUAGUUGGAUCCGGAUACUGUUUCCUGAUCUCUGCCAUAGCACUGUUGAAGGGGCCAAAUUGCUUUACCACGGCGAAGGGAUGGACGUCUCGCUUUGAGAACGAUGGUGGAAAGUAUCUGUUUGCCCCCGAUACGUGGUCUGAAUGUGAUCAGCCCAGACACAUAGUGGAGUGGAACGUGACGCUGUUGUCCAUCCUGUUGGGUCUCAGUACAUUUGAGUUUCUCAUCUGUCUCAUGCAGUUUACAAGUGGAUUGGUUAAUGCUGUCUGCAGACCCUGCUGCUAUAAGCAGGAAUAUAGCUUGAAUGCAUGAACAUAAAGACUACUUUUAGGUCUGUGAAUCACACGCGCAAGCACACACACACAUAUAAUAUAAAAAACAGUGAACGUUUCUGCUGUAUGUAUUAAGACAUUUUCAGCUAAAUCUAUAUUGUUAGCAGGUUUUCUGUAAAGAACUACUAUCAGUAUUAUUUGCAUAUAAAUUUAUUUUUAUUGAGUAUUGUUUGUUUUGUACACUAAGUUCUGUAAGUUAUUUUGUAAUUAUUGAAAGUAAUAGAAGAAAUGUUUUUUAAAAUGUCCCUAAUAGUUGUGUUAUGUUUAAACACACUUUUAAUGAAUAAAUGUCUCAUUUUAGAGUA
Molecule: messenger RNA, 1150 nt
Organism: Misgurnus anguillicaudatus (oriental weatherfish)
Lineage: Eukaryota; Metazoa; Chordata; Actinopteri; Cypriniformes; Cobitidae
Gene: tm4sf1
Product: transmembrane 4 L six family member 18
Cellular component (GO): membrane
Source: RefSeq, a predicted model, not a curated record